UCCCCUUCUUCAUUUCUUUAAUUUUUUUUUUUUUUGGGGUUUUCAGAGAGAGAGAGAGAGAAAAAUCCCCGUCUUCUUUUCCUCUUCUUUUUCUCGUUGUUUCCUCCUCUUUUCCUCGCUCCUGCAGAAGUCUCCGAUUCUCGAAACGAAGACGAGUAAUAGGAGAUAAACGACACCGUUCCAAUCAAUCCCACCAUUCAAUCAAAGCCAGCCACAGCCCCACUCCCCCCCCCCCCAUGAAACGGAGCAAAACGGUGAGUCGUCGUGAUCGUCGCGACCUCCAUCUCCAUCUUUAACCUCUCUUCUCUUCUCUUCUCUUUUCUCCUCUUCUCUGCUCAGCUCAGCUCAGCUCUCUUCUUCUCCGUGCGAUUCGAAGCCGCGAUCGGGAAACGGUGCAUCGGAAUCAUGAGACCGAAUAAUAUGAGUCAGAUGCCGCCGCCGCCGCCGGGAGGUUUGGCCGCCAGAAAGGACCCGUCGGGGAAGACACGGCGUCGUCCUGACCUGAGUCUACCGAUGCCGAGGCGGGACACGUCUCUGGCCGUGCCGUUGCCUCUGCCGCCGGGACCGAGCUCGGCUCCGUCCGGGUCCGAGGCGGUGAUGAUCAACUUCUCCGAGCUGGAGCGGGCGAACCGGAUUGGGAGCGGAGCCGGCGGCACGGUCUACAAGGUUAUUCACAAGCCGACCGGGCGGGUCUACGCGCUGAAAGUCAUCUACGGCAACCACGACGAGUCGACCCGGCACCAGAUCUGCCGCGAGAUCCAAAUCCUCCGCGACGUCGAUAACCCUAACGUCGUCAAGUGCCACGAUAUGUUUGACCACAACGGCGAGAUCCAGGUGCUGCUGGAGUUCAUGGACGGCGGUUCGUUAGAGGGGAAGCACAUCGCCAACGAGAAAAGCCUCUCCGACUUGACACGGCAGAUCCUCACCGGAUUGGCCUACCUCCACAAACGGCACAUCGUCCACCGCGAUAUCAAGCCUUCGAAUCUCUUGAUCAACGCCCGGAAUCAGGUCAAGAUCGCCGAUUUCGGAGUCAGCCGGAUUUUGGCGCAGACUAUGGACCCGUGUAACUCCUCUGUAGGGACCAUAGCCUACAUGAGCCCGGAGAGGAUCAACACCGAUCUCAAUCAGGGCAGGUACGACGGCUACGCCGGCGAUAUUUGGAGCCUGGGGGUCAGCAUCUUGGAGUUUUACAUGGGCCGAUUUCCGUUCAAUGUGCAGCGGGCUCAGGGAGAUUGGGCCAGCUUAAUGUGGGCCAUUUGUAUGUCUCAGCCGCCUGAGGCUCCGCCGACGGCCUCCAGAGAGUUCCGGCAUUUCAUUGCUUGCUGUUUGCAGAGAGAGCCGAACAGGAGAAUGUCGGCGCAGCAGUUGUUGCAGCACCCAUUUAUCUCCGGCAAUGGGGGCGUGCCGCCGCAGGUUCAUCAGAAUCUGCACACUCUCCUACCACCGCCACGCCCGCUUCCCUCUUAGCUAGUACUUUCUAUCUUUGCCCAAUUACUGUGAUGAUGCUGGUUUUACUUGGUUAAUUUUCUGUCUUUCCUCUUUUUGAUGAUAAUGAUAAUGAUGAUAUGAUUUGGUGUUUAA
This is a messenger RNA of Rosa rugosa (rugosa rose), 1581 nucleotides long. Its product is annotated as mitogen-activated protein kinase kinase 5-like. The coding region runs from base 406 to 1467 and encodes 353 amino acids. NCBI's taxonomy places the organism in Eukaryota, Viridiplantae, Streptophyta, Magnoliopsida, Rosales, Rosaceae. Gene Ontology annotation, molecular function: ATP binding; protein serine/threonine kinase activity. Gene Ontology annotation, biological process: protein phosphorylation. The record is from RefSeq and is a predicted model, not a curated record. The transcript has a single exon. Gene Ontology annotation, cellular component: cytoplasm.